AUGGAGGCAGACACAAAAAACACUUCAAAACAACGAAUUAGAUAUAAAGACUGGCUUUGUACAUUUCCAGGAUGUACGGAACCACCAAAAACCAAAUACAAUAUGAUAUCACAUAUAUGGGAUAGUCACUUGAAAUUCAUAUAUCCGGAGUACCACAAAAGCGCUUUCAAAAAUUUAGAAAACAAAGAAAUCCCUCGCGAACUUUGCGAACAGUAUUUGCUGUUCUCACAAGACGAAAUUAAUAUGAGAAAACGCAAAUUGCCUGUUUCGAUACAACAAAUAGUCAAUACACAACUCGACAAGAAACAAAGAGAAUUCAACUACUUGGUGGAGGAACAGGAAAUGCAAUUCCAUUUAUCGUCGGAAACACAACAAGCCCACUCCCCACCAUCAGAGACGUUCGCAUGCGAUCCGUCGAGUUUGGACCUCCCUCCACUCACACAAAGCACAUCCCCUCCAACUAUAAAAUACUUACCGAACGAUGACUUCAUCACAGUCGAACAGAUUUCGCCGACUUUAAAACAACUUCAUGUGUUAGGUAGUGUCUUUGCAGAAAACGGAUUUUUCCAAUUGAGUGACGCUCGCACAAAGACUAAAAUUGCGCCGAUCGGAAAUGCGUUACACAGGUUACUUAAUGUUAUUGGUAAGAUAUACACGUAUGACAAUGCAACAACGGAAUCCUAUGGAUUCAUCGCACAAGAACUGAAAGAAGUGUUUCCGGAGUUGGUCAAAACCGACGAAAAUGGUCUGUUGAGUAUAGAUCCUGUAUCAUUGAUUCCAUUUGUAGUUGAGUCUGUAAAAGAGUUGGACAAAGAAGUUCGUGGAAUGAAUGUCGACUACGACCAAAGUGUGCAAAUAAUGGAAGAGUGUAAAAAUGUGUUAAAAGAGUCCAAUUCGUUCAGAGAAGAGUAUGAUAUCUCCCUUGGACCAAAGUGUUUUACUCUCCCAAGUGCAAUUAUAGUGACGAUCUUGAGUGUUGUGAUGUCCGUGAUGUACAUCACAUUACCUUUUCUAUGGAUAUAUAUGAUGAUACUGAGUGGGGGGUUAUGGUAUUCGGCGAUGAGAAAAGGUAACAAAAAAGCGUCUGUUAAAAUGGGAUUUUCCAUCUUAAUAACACUUGGGAUAGUGUGUGGAGCAUUUUCUUUUUUGGUAGGAAGUUCGAUUAGGGUUGUGGGCAUUUACUUGGUGUUGGUGCUUGGGAUGUGGCUGUGGGGACAGUUUUUCUGUCAAUGGAAAAACGUGUUUUACUUGUUUUUAGGAAUUUCAGUCGUUGGGGUGUGUGUCAUUGGCGCGUUGUCUGCAUUUCAACCCGGGUUUGAAUGUAAUGCACAGGUCUUUGGUGAUAUGGUUGUUGUCAACAAAACGCCAUGGAAUUGCUUAGACCCUGAAAUUGGGUUCGUUUUUGAAGACGAACAAGUUGUUUGGGUUGGGAUGAAAGGUGAAACCUUACUCAAACCGAUUAACAAACAAAAUAAGACGGUUGGCGUGAGACUAAAAUGCUCAGAAUUUGUUGGAUUCGACUGUGGAAAUGUGUUUUAUUGA
This is a messenger RNA of Entamoeba invadens IP1, 1542 nucleotides long. RefSeq lists its product as hypothetical. Gene Ontology annotation, molecular function: DNA-binding transcription factor activity; sequence-specific DNA binding. Gene Ontology annotation, cellular component: nucleus; endoplasmic reticulum membrane. Lineage: Eukaryota; Evosea; Mastigamoebida; Endamoebidae. Gene Ontology annotation, biological process: positive regulation of DNA-templated transcription; protein autoprocessing. The transcript is spliced from 2 exons. The record is from RefSeq and is a predicted model, not a curated record. Bases 1 to 1542 code for a protein of 513 amino acids.